AUGGCUGCUGCAGAUCAGAGCAUGAGCCUCAUGGAUGGCACGUACUUUGUCGGUCGCAAGGAGAUUCUAGACUGGAUUAAUAAUCUCUGUGGUGUGACACUUUCUAAGGUCGAACAAACGUGUACAGGUGCCAUUGCGUGUCAAAUUCUUGAUGCCAUGUAUCCAGGUAAAGUCCAGAUGAGUAAAGUUGAUUGGUCCGCUAAUAAGGAUUAUGAAUACAUACAAAACUAUAAGGUACUUCAAAAGGCCUUUGUACAGCUCAAGAUUGAUAAACACGUUGAAGUUGAUCGUCUCGUACGUGGCAAGUAUCAAGAUAAUUUGGAGUUCAUGCAAUGGUUUAAAGCUUUCUUUGAACGCAAUGCCUCUGGUCAACCGUAUGAUCCACUAGCUCAGCGUGAUAAAGGAAAAGGUGGGGGUCAGUAUACACAAAAGUAUGGAGGAGGUGUAGCUUCGUCAACGGCUCCAUUACGUCGAAAAGUUGGCGCAAGUACGACAACGUCGAGAGUUGGUAAAUUGCCGUCGGGGACUUUGACGAACGUCGGGGCGACACGAAACGCCAAGAUGUCGAUGGGGAUGGCACGUCAUCCUGGUGAUAGCGUCACGGACACGGAUGCUGCCGUUGCUGCAGCAACAGCACCUUUGGAGAAAGAGCUGGAGGAGCUCAUGGCCAAGAAUGAAGCUUUAACGAACGAAAGCGGAGACCUGCGAACGAUGGUUGAAAGCUUGGAGAAGGAGCGUGAUUUUUACUUCAACAAACUGCGCGAGGUUGAGAUUAUGCUGCAGUCGGCCGAAGAUAGUGAUACAAAUCCAUUGGCUCAGGCUGUUUUCAAGAUCCUGUACGCUACAGAGGAAGACGGGGUGGGAGAUGAACAGGUUGUGGAAGACGAACAGGUUGCGGGAGAACCGCAGGACGAGCAGAUGUAA
Peronospora belbahrii is the source of this 924-nucleotide messenger RNA. The record is from the annotation of a GenBank genome assembly. Lineage: Eukaryota; Oomycota; Peronosporomycetes; Peronosporales; Peronosporaceae.